AUUAAAAAAGGAUUCAGCAGAAGACAUGUUACCAAGUUGUUGCAAUGAUCAAUCGCUCUAUUAACCUCAAAUGAUGCCGAGCGAAGUUCAGCUUUUGCAUGAAUUUCCUGUUUAUAAAACAAGAUUAGUGAGUCUUACAACUUCUUUUGACAUUUAUGCGUGUCUGUCAAGCAAAUCCAUGAGUCAGCGGAUUCUUGCUCACGCACACUUACCUCAUAACGACUUACCACAUAACCUUAUUGUCGACGGAAGUGCGAACUCGUCGAUGUGUCGCCAAAAAAAUUGACAAUGAGGAUUCUCACUGGUUUCUUUUUCGUUUCUUUGGACGCUUUACUCCUCGACUUCGCUUCAGGUUCAAAAUGUCAGCCGCUUAACACGACUUUGUUCAAAAACUGCGUACAGGAGGGCUUUCACAAUUCUUCCGCAUCGAAUUCGAGCAUACAAGAGAUGUCAAGUCUAAUUUCCCACAUGCAGGGAAAGUUUAACUGCUCCUCGUUGUCUGAUCUCAUGACUUGCUCGCUUCAUAUUCCGAAAUGCUCUUCGCCGAAGCUACCUUGCAAAGACACGUGCAAGAAGUUUCUAACUGAUUGUGGGAACACUUCAAGCGAACGCGAUGGAUUAAAAUCUUUAUUCCGCGGCCUUUGCGAGGUUCUUCCGAUGACCAAUUGUAUAUCAAAGUCAAACCAUUCUAACGACAAUGGCACAGAUAAUUCUAAUGUCACAUGUCACAUGCUUGUUUUGAAACAAUGUCAGAAGUUUGGCUAUAAUUAUACUUCUGUUACGAGUGACUAUCAGAAGCUGGUGAAUUCAAGUACAAUCUUUCAACGAGUCGAUGGUAACUCAACCAAGCUUCGUAAGGUUAUCUGUAUGGAGAUAGCGCCGCCAUGCGAUAACAAAACCUCUACGCAGUUACAAGUUCCCUGCAAGUCUUUGUGCGAUGAUGCAUUUAAAGAGUCACGUUCAGAGUUUAACAAAGUGUUCAAAGACCAAGAAUACUGCUUAGCUUUCCCAAACGGAACAAAACGUGGACAAGAGCUCUGUCAACUCCAAAAGUGGCCGGACCAUGUUUACUGGCCCAGCGGUUUGUGGAUGUCUUUGGAAAUGACAGCGCAACAGAAGAAGAAUUCCGUAACGGAGUCAACAGUACCAUCCAGUAUUAGUACAACUGAACCAAAAACUGAAACAACCAACGUAACCACGCAUCAAACAACACGAAUGUUAAACCCAAUUAAACCGUCAACUUAUCCCCCAACGUCCUCACCAAUCACUGACACAACCACACCCAACUCAACCUCUUCACCAUCGGUUACGGUAACCAAGCCAACUUCGACGAUCGAGGUAACCACGCCUGGAACGUCGAACUACAAAAGCAUGCCGUCUGCACCCACCACUGAGACACCCAAACCUUCACUAUCGAGUGAGGCCACCACGCCUACAACGACCAUAAAUAACACCAGUUCGACCUCAGCUAGUACAAAGGCUGCCAAACCUUCACCAUCGACCAUGGUAAUCGCACCUUCAACUUCCACGAAUAAAAUUACACCGCCCGCGCCUUCAUCAUCAACCAAGGUAACCACGACUGUAUCUCCUUCCAAUAAACCCAGCCCACAUGUAUCUAGCACUGGGGGAAUCACACCUGCGCCACCAACCAAGGAAAAGACAUCGGCUCCAGCGACCAAGGAAACCACGCCCGGAUCUCCUUCUAAUAAACCUAGCUCACAUGUAUCUAGCCAUGCGGGAACCACACCUCCGUCAUCAACCCAAGAAAAGACGUCGGCUCCGGCGAGCAAGGUAACCACGCCUGCAUCUCCUUCUAAUAAACCCAGCUCACAUGUAUCUAGCACUGCGGGAACCACACCUCCGCCAUCAACCAAGGAAAAGACGUCGGCUCCGGCGACCAAGGUACCCACGCCUUCGCCUAGUGCUACGCCUACAUCAAUAACCAAAGGAACCAAAAAAGGUCUGACCCCGAAAGUGAGCGCGACCAAGGCUGCUAAAAUGUCAGGAGGAACUAUUGCAGGCAUUGUGGUUGGUGUAAUCGUCCUUAUAAUCGCCAUUGCAGCUGGUGUUGUUUGCUUCAGAAGAUUCCAUCGAAUCAAAAGCCAAUAUAGACAUAGUCUUAUGGUGGAUAUGGACGAGUUGUAAAGGAGCAGAACAACUGAGAUACGAGUCUUUUUUAACUUGCAGCCGAUGCGUUUUUCUGUAUUGGUGACUCCACCAAAAUAACAUGGUAUUUCAUGAAAACCAACGCAAGUUAGUAGUGGUCUUCGUGACAGCUUGACAAAGAAGGAAAUAAAUUCCCAAGCUUUUCGUAAGUUUGACUAGGUAAAGCAAGAUUUAGUUUUCGUAAAAAGGGAACGAAGAAGUAUUAAUUGAUAAGUUCUUCGAAGGUCACUCUCAGAAAGGACAUUUUUUUCUACUCUGUUGCGUUGUUAGUUAUGU
This is a messenger RNA of Stylophora pistillata, 2442 nucleotides long. RefSeq lists its product as uncharacterized. The record is from RefSeq and is a predicted model, not a curated record. Gene Ontology annotation, molecular function: protein binding. NCBI's taxonomy places the organism in Eukaryota, Metazoa, Cnidaria, Anthozoa, Scleractinia, Pocilloporidae.